CACUCAAAAUUCAAUGUUUGCUUGAAAUCCAGAGCCCGACCUUAUAGUGUACUGGAGAGGAGUCGCCGCCGUUGUCGCUGGUGCACCGAAAACCUGAGUUCGAUUCCGAAUCCGAGGGUCUAGUGCUGCAAACGGGGGGAUCCCACAUCCAUCUCCAUAUCCACACGUUCGCCUUGAAGCCGAGGGGUCGUCGCACUCGUGAACUAUGUGACAGCGGCACUUCGGGGACAAAGCCAGGGCCGGGUUUACCACUGGGUCUCCGGAGCAACAGGAGCCGGAAUCGCAGCCUGAGAUUACGACGCCGCAAGACACAGGAUCCGAGGAGCACCAGCCGAUUCCCGGGCGAUAAAGGACCCGGCGCCAUGGCCAUUCACGAGCAGAUCGACAACCUCAAUAUCUGGUGGUUUCCGCGCGACUUUUGCCAGUCGCGCUUCGGCGAGUUCCAACAGAGCGGCACCAACUCCUGCACCCUCAUUUCUCUGAUCCUGGCCGACAAGGUGGCCAAGGCGGAGAGAUUCUAUCACAGGGUGUCCGAUCUGCCGAUGCGGGGAUGGGAGCUCUUUGGCAAUGCCAUGAACGACGGGAACAAUGUGUACCACAACGUUAUCACGGCCAACACGCCCCAGGCCAGGAAUCUAAACCUCAACAUUCCGGAUGCGAUCGCCGCCAUUCGGUCGCAGCACAAGAUGAAUUUCCGGCUGGAGGAGUGGUUCUACACGCACAUGGAGGCGGAUCCCAGCAGUCCGAUGUACAACCGGAACGUGGCCGUGCAGCUCUCGCGGAUUUUCCAGAUCACCCUGCAGGUGUUCCAGCAGGCCAGCGUGCGGGACAACAUGCCGUCGCACCUUUUCGCCGCCAUCAUCGCGGACAGUCGAACGGUGAUGGUAACCUUCGAUUUUCGGGCCUCGAUCGUCGCCCUCUUCGACUCGCACCAACAUGGGCGGGAUGCGGGCGCCGUCUUCGCGCAGUGCACGCUUCAGAACAUGGACGACCUGCUCUUCUGGUUCAUCAGCAUGCUGCACAACGUCUACUCCAGCCGGCCCUCGCUCUUCGAGAUCUCCUUCCUGAGUUCGCAGCCCGGGGUGGCCAAGCGCAUCCCGCCGGCUAUCAAAAAGAUCGCCGGGGAUCUAAAGAAGCCGGUUAAGAUGAACAUUCCCAGGCCCUCGCAUUAACCAUCAUGGCAAUUGAAAUCCAUCCAGUACACAUCCCCCUUUAAUGGAGACCAGCCUCAGCUCGGGCGCACACUUCGGACUAGAUAAAGCCAUCCAACGGACCAUUAAAGAUCAAAAUCUCAAGUUUCAUACAGCCAAAUUGUCCGUUUAGGCGUUUAGAAAUGAAAUUCAAUAUUUUCAGUUGACCAUCAACUAAUAAAUAAUGAACACAA
This is a messenger RNA of Drosophila takahashii, 1384 nucleotides long. RefSeq lists its product as uncharacterized. Lineage: Eukaryota; Metazoa; Arthropoda; Insecta; Diptera; Drosophilidae. The record is from RefSeq and is a predicted model, not a curated record.